Messenger RNA from Phytomonas sp. Hart1, 788 nucleotides. Lineage: Eukaryota; Euglenozoa; Kinetoplastea; Trypanosomatida; Trypanosomatidae. The record is from the annotation of a GenBank genome assembly.
GUUCCAAUCAAUUAAUAAUUCCAUAUUUAAAACAUUUCCUUCAUAUAGUUCAUCCGAACUUUAGUGGUGAGAUUCAUCAUAAAAAGGGUGGGGUAGCGAAAAUGACUUUACCACAUCGCCCUGCCCUAAAUAAUUUCAAGUCCGAACGGCAGGCGGCGUUUUCGAAUAAUGUCCGAAAGGCGUUUUUGGAUGAAGGUCGAAAGCGCAAAGACUCCGAGCGCGCAAGGAUGGAGGCCUAUCGACGUCUGUGUUCCGAGGAAGGGAUCGAAUCCAAACGCCUCCAGGAGUAUGAUCAGGCCCGCGAGGAGGCCUCCUCGGAUUUAAAAGGUGCCUUGGAGGCCAUUGACUACGACCAAAGCCUCACCAACAACGAAAAAAAGAAACGAAAGUAUAAUUUAAAGCGGAAGUUCGCCGCCACGACUGUGAAUGAGAAUCUAAAAAAGAAAUUUAAGCCCCGCACGGCGGUCACCAAAAUCGAGGAGAUUCAAAAGAAGAAGGAGGAAAAGCAGAAAAUGGAAAAAGAGGCCCGCGAGAAGCGGAUUCAUGAGAAGGCGUCGAAACUUCAGCUCCGAAAGAGGCGAGCGGAAUUGUUUAAGCAUCGCACAAAGCGCGGUCAGCCUGUAAUUGCUAGCAGAGUGGAAUCCUUACUACAGAAGAUAACUCGUGAAAACUAAAGGAUUCUAUCUAUUUUGUGGUGAUAUAAACCAUACAAGGAGAUCCUUCCUUUAAUUGCGUCAUUUACUUUUCGAGUAAUAUAUGGUUGCUUGUGAUAAACACAACCUCACUUA